CUCUCGCAAAUCAUUUUGUCAGCAAGCUCUGACAAGCGAGGAGUGGGGAGUGUGUUACAAGAGGGAGCUCAUAAAACGACUGCUUUACCAAAGAGAAGCAGGCUCUGAAGGACUGUUUUUUUCACACUCAAUACUGCAAUCAAAACGUGGACAGACGAGAGAGUGGACCUCACUUAUCACUGCUUCUGGGAUUCGCCUGGCUCUUUGUUUACUUCAUCUGUCACUCGUGUUUUGGUUAAGUUUGACUUUCCUGAAACAUUACAUCAUCAGAAGCAAAACGUCAGGGUAUUUUUUUCUUUUCUUUCAUCCAAGGGAUCUGUUUUCCUUUCAUUUCCUUUCUGUUCUGUGUAAAUGGAUUGUUUGGCUUGUUUGGAGAGGGAAAUGAGACUUUAAAGAAGCAUGCUAAGCAUGUAAAAUAACACCGUUAGGUAUUUUUAUUGAUCAACCGUGAAGCCUUUACUCUGUUAACGUUUGUUCUGAGUUGCUUACAGGUUGCCAGGGCAACUCUGUAAAAAAAAAAAAAAAAAGCUAGAGACCGAGCGAAUCGUCAUUAAUUUUAGUAGAUUUUUUUUCAGAAAAUCUGUAAAUCAGGCUAGCAGAGAAAAGCAUUUGAGGUAAUCUGUUAAUCUGAGCGAGCAACACCUUUAAAAAAGCUGCUUUUUAUGAACUAUUUAGGUUUUUUAACUUUUAAACCAAGCAAAUCGUCAUUACUUUUGGUUUUAAAUCAGCAUUUUUGUCCAGAAAAUCAGACUAGCAGAGAGAAGCUUGUUUUUAAAAGCAAGCUUUUGAGGAAAUCUGUUAAUCUGAGCUAGCAAUGCUGUAAAAAUCAGCUUUUUAAGAACUCUUAAGGCUUUGUUUUACUUUCAAACCAAGCAAAUGGUCAUCACUUUUAGUUGAUUAUCAGCAUUUUUCCAGAAAGUCAGGCUAGUAGAGAAGCUUGUUUUUUAACAAGAGGAAAUCUGUAAAAAAACGGACACUGUUAUUGUUAUUUGUCAUGUUACACGAUGCUUCAGGAUGACGUCUGUUCUGGCGAACUUAUAAAACAGGACUUCUUUAGAUUUCAAUGAGAUGACAAAAACAUCAGGUUAAACCCAUGAGAAGUGAAUUACUAAUCAGGAAAGAGGAAAAGUUAGCGAGCGAACACACUUACAGACGUGUCAUUGUGCGUCUCUGUGUUUUCACAACUAUCCAAACCUCAAAGUAGGUGGAAAAACAGGCCGUGUAGACGCAUGCUCUCGAAUAACGAUUCCUUUGUGCCACUGCCAGCAGUGAUACGUAUGAGGUGGAUUCAUAUUUAUGUAUAGUUUUAGCCCAUAUCUGUGUUUGUAUUCAUAUAAGGGGUUGCCUAAUAAUUGCUUCUAAGCUAGUUUGUGUGGGCGACGGUUUGCUCCAUUGCGCUGUCUGGAUGGAGGUCUUAGGAAAUUCCCAUAUUGACGGACAUCAUCUGUUCCGCUGACUCCAUUAUUCAAGGUGUUUUCCAGACCCCUCAACAGGUAGCAUCACCUCUAUAAUCAGAAGCUUUCAGAUCCAAACACUUUCCAUUUUAAUUUUCCCUGCUUGCUGGACAGUUUGGUCUCAGAUUUGAGCAGUAUGAGGUUGGUUUGCUUGGUGCUGACCGCCCUGUGUUUGGUCACGGGAACGGGCAGCAUGUCCACCUGCAAGACUCUGGACUUGGAGGUGGUGAGGAAGAAGCGGAUUGAGGCUAUUCGGGGUCAGAUCCUCAGUAAAUUGCGCAUGGCUAAAGAGCCUGAAUCCGGGGCGGACGAGGACGGACAGAAGAUCCCGGAUUCCUUGCUUUCUUUAUACAACAGCACUGUCGAACUGAGCGAAGAAAUGAAGACGAAGCUCGUCCCCGUGCAGGAUGAAGAUGAGGACUACUUCGGCAAGGAGGUGCACAAGUUCAUCAUCCAGCAAGCUCAGAAUAACACCAAGCAUCAGAUGUAUUUCAACGUGUCCGAGAUGAAGCGCAGUAUUCCAGACCACCGGCUGCUGUCUCAAGCCGAGUUGCGUCUUCGGAUCAAGAAUCCCACCAUGGACCAGGAGCAGAGGCUGGAGCUGUAUCGCGGAGUGGGGGAUCAGGCUCGAUAUUUGGGAACUCGCUUUGUCUCCAAGGACUUGUCCAAUCGCUGGCUCUCAUUUGACGUGAAACAGACAAUGAUAGAAUGGCUGCAGGGUUCAGAAGAUGAAGAAACCUUGGAGUUAAGGUUAUACUGCGGCUGUAAGGCAAACCAGCAGAGCACAGAUAAGUUCCUCUUCACUAUAUCAGGGCUAGACAAGCAGAGGGGGGACACUGCUGGUCUGGCCGAUAUGAUGGUGAAGCCUUAUAUUUUGGCUUUAUCUUUGCCUUCAAAUGGCAACUCUCUUGCAUCCGUUCGCAAGAAACGAGCUGUUGGCACCGAUGAAACUUGUGAUGAAAAAACGGAGACCUGCUGUAUGCGGAAGCUUUACAUUGACUUUCGGAAAGAUCUGGGUUGGAAGUGGAUCCACAAGCCCAAGGGGUACUUUGCCAACUACUGCAUGGGGUCCUGUACCUACAUCUGGAAUGCUGAGAACAAAUACUCUCAGAUAUUAGCCUUGUACAAACACCACAACCCUGGUGCCUCGGCUCAGCCAUGCUGCGUACCCGCAAUCCUUGACCCUCUGCCAAUUCUUUAUUAUGUGGGAAGGCAACACAAGGUGGAGCAAUUGUCCAACAUGGUGGUGAAGAACUGCAAGUGCAGUUAAGAGCUCAUCUGACUACAAUACACUACCUUCAGAAAGUGCUCCAUGGCUCUAUUUCUCUCUGGGAAUGAUAAGUAAGCCAACACACAGGAAAAUGGACAUACGUAAUAUCUCAAUGGACGGAAACAUUGUCAAAAAAAAGGAGAAAUGAUGAGAGGUGGACUAAAUCAGAGGGAAUAGGAUGUAGAAAAGGAUACAAAUCUCUUUGAAAAUGCUUGCACAAUAUCACACAAAGACAUUCUGUUACAGCAUUUGACCAAACAAGCUCGAUAUUAAACCAAAUAUAUGCUUCUGAUAUCUUUAUAAUGUGUAUAUUUACAUUAUUAAUUCCGUUAAUUUAUUACGCUCGUCACAUUGAUUGCACCACGAAAGCCGCCUAGUAGCAUCGCAUGCCAAAUGUAAAAUGAAGAUUUCUAAUGGUGCUGUAUUGAUCAAGGAAGGCAUGCCAAAGAAACUAAUACCAUGUGUCAAUUGAUGGUAAACGCAGAUUAAAAAGAAAUGUAUGCACUAAACAAUGGAGGUGAAGGCUCAUGGCAAACAGUAUGAGACUUAUGUCUACAAAGGCAAGGGCACUAGAAUAUGUAUUCAUGAAAUUCUUUGUUUUUAAGUGCAGGACUGGUUGUUGUGAAACCCGAUGGAUCACAUGCAAACAUGUUUUUGUAAUCGGUCUGAGAAAACGAGUAAUAUGCUCACAAACUAUAUGUUGCACACUAUUCAAGUGUUACAAGAAGACACAUUUCAAAGCUGCCUAUUUAGGGUCUGUUCAUUUAAAGAAAUGUUUUUAAAAAUUUGACUUGAUAAAACUGUGUUGAUCAAUCAGAAAGAUGUGUUCAGGUCAUGUUUUAUUAAAAAUAAUAAUAAACUGAAUUUUAUUUUAGGGCAAUUAAAGGGGUCCUAUUAUGCCCCUUUUUACAAGAUGUAAAAUAAGUCUCUGAUGUUCCUAGAUUGUGUGUGUGUGAAGUUUCAGCUUAAAAUAGCACAUUAAUAAUGUGUUAUAACUCUCUGAAACUGACCCAUUUAGGCUUUGAUCCUAAUUGUGUCAUUUUGGUGACUGUCGCUUUAAAUUGAAAUGAGAUUGUGGUGUUUUUAAAAGAGGGCGGAGCUACAGAUGUCUAUGUGUCAGCAUCGUGGCAGAUUUCAAAACAAGACUAACGCCCUAUGCUAAUGAGGGAGAGGUGGUUACUAGUGGGCGGGGCUUUUCCCCUCUGAUGACACGUACAAAGGGAGAAUGUCAAUCAAAGUGUUUCUGCAGACCGUUUCUAUCAAGUCUGAUUAUAAACAAUUCAAUUAAUACAUUUUUACUAUUAGAGGCUGGUUAUAUUCACACACUGCUGACACACAACUGUGUUUAAUGUCUUCGUAAAAGUGAUUUUCGCAUAAUAGGUGCCCUUUAAUAUUGUUUUGAAAUUCAAUCAGUUUUAAAAUUGACUGCAUUUUGUUCUGUAAUGCAGCUAAUCGAUCGAUUAUUACAGUUUUCGAUACUUGCGUGAAAGUAUUUCACACAGUAUGUGAUCAAAAGAAAUUAUGAUCAUAUAAAUAGUGUUUAUCUUAUGAACACAACGUCCACACACACACACACAAACAAAAACAUGGUCCUAAAAAUGUUGGGUUUUUAUUUUUAUUUAAAUGUAUAUUUUUUUCUCUCACGGUUUUGAGGUGAAAUUUAAUAUUUUUUUUACGUACAGUACGUGUGCAUAUUGCUGUGUUUGUGUUGGUGAGAAAGUUUGAGUUGGUAAAGAAAUGUUUCUUGCAAAAUGUAUGUCUGUCUUUCGGUUUUGAGGUGAAAUUUGACUGAUGUGACUUUUUUUUUUCAUGUAUGUGUAAGUUUGUAUAUUGCUGUAAUUGUGUUGGUGAGAAAGUUUGAGUUAGUAAAGACAUUAUUGUGUCUGUA
Danio aesculapii is the source of this 4612-nucleotide messenger RNA. RefSeq names its product transforming growth factor, beta 1a (gene tgfb1a). Bases 1591 to 2724 code for a protein of 377 amino acids. The record is from RefSeq and is a predicted model, not a curated record. Gene Ontology annotation, cellular component: extracellular region. NCBI's taxonomy places the organism in Eukaryota, Metazoa, Chordata, Actinopteri, Cypriniformes, Danionidae. Gene Ontology annotation, biological process: BMP signaling pathway; regulation of cell population proliferation; transforming growth factor beta receptor signaling pathway. The transcript has 7 exons. Gene Ontology annotation, molecular function: cytokine activity; type III transforming growth factor beta receptor binding; type II transforming growth factor beta receptor binding.